Molecule: messenger RNA, 1200 nt
Organism: Sinocyclocheilus anshuiensis
Lineage: Eukaryota; Metazoa; Chordata; Actinopteri; Cypriniformes; Cyprinidae
Product: ADP-ribosylation factor-like protein 4C
Exons: 1
Coding region: 543-1121 (192 amino acids)
Molecular function (GO): GTPase activity; GTP binding
Source: RefSeq, a predicted model, not a curated record
GCAGCAGCAGUGCUUCGGUGUGAGGCAGAGUACAGCGGGGAAACCUCCAUCUACUCUCACUGUCGGGCUGUUUUUAUCACCACUGAGGAAACGCCUCGCUCCCUGACCUUACUGUUUCAGAUUUAUGCUGCGUGGGAAAGAAAUCUGAUCGGGCUCUUUGUAAACAUACAGAGGAGAUAAACGGAGGUCUGCGGUCUGCAGCACAACAUAUCAUCUGAAAACAGGAGGAGAACCCAACGCCCUUCCCAGACCGACCAUGCAUACCUGCCUGGGCUGAUGUGUAAUGGAGAUCAAGGAUGCUUUUAUGGGUUUGCAUGGAUAAGUAUGGACCAUUGACACAUUGAGGUGCCUCUCCUGUGCAUGUUUUUUGGAUCGCUUUACGGGAUCAUAACCUGGUGGUUUUUCCUUCAGUCUCCAAGUCAUCAAGUUUGGAAGCUAAAUAACCAAUGAAUCGGGAGCCUGGAAGCCUCAAGCUGGGCUUCAGAUGCUUGUAGAUGCAAGGUUGCUAUGUGAUUUAUUGAUUGUUAUACAUUCAUCAUAAGAUGGGGAACGGUUUCUCCAACAUUGCUGCAUUCCAGUCCCUGCAUAUUGUGAUGCUCGGAUUGGAUUCGGCCGGUAAAACCACUGUACUCUAUCGGUUAAAGUUCAACGAAUUCGUCAACACCGUUCCAACCAUUGGCUUCAACACUGAGAAGAUCAAACUCAGCAAUGGCACCGCCAAAGGCAUCAGCUGUCACUUCUGGGACGUCGGUGGGCAGGAGAAGUUAAGACCCUUGUGGAAAUCCUACAGCCGCUGUACGGACGGUAUUAUUUACGUGGUGGACUCUGUAGAUGUCGACCGACUUGAGGAAGCCAAGACGGAGCUGCAUAAAGUCACCAAAUUCGCAGAAAACCAAGGAACUCCUCUGCUGGUGAUCGCCAACAAGCAGGACCUCCCUAAAUCCCUGACGGUCACCGAGAUCGAGAAACACCUGGCCCUCCAUGAACUGAGUCCCUCCACCACAUACCACGUCCAACCGGCCUGCGCCAUCAUUGGCGAGGGUCUCCAUGAAGGAAUGGACAAACUAUAUGAGAUGAUCGUCAAACGAAGGAAAUCUCUUAAACAGAAGAAGAAACGAUAGACAAUUACAGAUUUGUAGAGACUUUAAAGGGAUAGUUCACCCAAAAAUGACAACUAUGUCAUCAUUUACUCACCUCAUG